Molecule: messenger RNA, 1340 nt
Organism: Girardinichthys multiradiatus
Lineage: Eukaryota; Metazoa; Chordata; Actinopteri; Cyprinodontiformes; Goodeidae
Product: odorant receptor 131-2-like
Exons: 3
Coding region: 350-1138 (262 amino acids)
Biological process (GO): G protein-coupled receptor signaling pathway
Cellular component (GO): membrane
Molecular function (GO): G protein-coupled receptor activity
Source: RefSeq, a predicted model, not a curated record
UUUUAAAAUGAUAGGUACAAAGCUCUGUCAUAUCAUGCAAUAUUUAUUAUGAUUUUACUACAGAUGAAGAAAGGUUAUGCAAACAACAAUAAAAAUGGACAGUAUUUUGGUUAAUUAUCUACAUAUAUUUUUAAGGAAUAAAAAGUAUUUCUUUGGAAACUAUACUACAAUGAAAUUACCUCAUUCAAUUCACCUGUUAACUCUCCUCAAAGACAAGACAGUGACUAUCACAUAUGUAUUUGCAUUAGCUGUUGUCUUAUCUGUUCUAACAUGAACAUAUAAGCAUUCAUUUCUCUCUCAGCUCAUUUCCUCUUACCCUAGUCUCUUCUACGAGAACUCCCGCUACAUCAUGUUCAUCUGCAUGGUGGUCAAUGAUGCUCUGCAGCUCACGCUUGUAACAAGUCUGUAUGUGAUCAGCUACAUCUUCAGGAAGAUCCAUCUCUCAGUCUGUUGCCUUCUGGUUAUGACUGCAGUCUUUACCACCCGCUCCACCCCUCUCAUCCUGGCCGGCAUGGCUGUGGAGCGCUUCAUCUCCAUCUGCUUUCCCCUACACUUCAGCUACAUGUGCACAGUGCCUCACACCCUCCUUCUCAUCGGUGUCAUCCUCAUCCUUGCUGCCACACCACCAAUCACUGACCUCCUCAUAAUCGUCAUCAAGGAGCCUCCGAGUUUCUUCCACAGUGUCAUUUCUUGUGACCACUCACUUCUCUUCCCUGAUUCUUCCAUCUAUUACAAGAACUGUGUGUUUGAUGGGUUGUACCUUUCAUUUGUGGCCCUCAUACUGCUCUACACCUACUGUAAGAUCAUGCUGACAGCACAGGCUGCCUCGACCAGCCUGGCAUCAGUGAAGAGAGCCAGGAACACCGUGCUGCUUCACGGAGUGCAGCUGCUGCUGUGCAUGCUCGCCUUCGUGGUUCCCUCCCUCCAGGCUGCUCUGAUCUCCCUUUUCCCUCAGCUGAUAAUGGAGAUCCGUUACGUCUUCUUCUUGGUCGUCUACAUCAUCCCCCGCUUCAUGAGCCCAGUUAUCUAUGGGUUCCGGGACGAGCUGUUCAGAAAGUACUGGUUCCGGUAUCUGUCGUGUCAGAGUCUGAAGAUCAUUAGGGUCAGGCCUGGAACUUUGAAAGAAGCCUGCAGGUGAAAUAAAGUCCAGUUGGAAGCAUGGAAACCAUCAUUUGAGAUCUGGCUUCACUUUUAAUCAGUGCAGUAUGUUGUGAUUUCAAGGUUGAAGACUAAUUGGUCUCUGUUUCAAAUUCUUAACUUUUCUGACUGUGGAACUGCUGGAUUAACAUAAUUUGAAAUGUAACCAUUUUUUUCAGAAUAAAACCUUUAAAUUCACUAAA